This is a messenger RNA of Gadus morhua (Atlantic cod), 1090 nucleotides long. Its product is annotated as DDRGK domain-containing protein 1-like. NCBI's taxonomy places the organism in Eukaryota, Metazoa, Chordata, Actinopteri, Gadiformes, Gadidae. Gene Ontology annotation, biological process: protein K69-linked ufmylation; cartilage development; negative regulation of IRE1-mediated unfolded protein response. The transcript is spliced from 2 exons. Bases 105 to 365 code for a protein of 86 amino acids. The record is from RefSeq and is a predicted model, not a curated record. Gene Ontology annotation, molecular function: ubiquitin-like protein ligase binding.
UGAGAUGAUUUAGAAACCGUUUUUUGGAUUUAGUUUCUAACCACUGAACGUGGUUUGGUCGAACGUGGUUUGGCCUCAGCUCGCUUUUUUCCCGGCAGGACUCCAUGGUGGUUCUCCUUGAAGACCUGGCGUCACUCUUCGGGAUGCGAACCCAGGACGCCAUUGCCAGACUGCAAGACCUCCUCGCUGAAGGCUCCCUCACAGGUGUGAUUGACGACCAGGGGAAGUUCAUCUCCAUCAGCCCGGAGGAGCUGAGUGCAGUGGCGCGCUUCAUCCAGCAGAGGGGGCGCGUCUCCAUCGCCGAGCCCGCCCAGGCCAGCAACUCCCUCAUCAACCUCACGCCCGUGCUCCGCAACCAGGCCUGACCGCCGCCACAAGAUGGCCGCCGUGGUCACAAUACGGCUGCCGCCGUGGGUCGCCAAUAUGUGGGUUGCUAAUGGAGACGACUGCUUCGUCACUCUUGUGAUUAAGGGCUAGGAGAUAGCGGCCAUUUUUUUGAGGAAGUGGCCAUCUUGUAUGGCCGCCGCAUCGCUCGCUGACAAGAUGGCCGUCUCCUCACAAAAUGGCCACCUCCUAGCUUCCUCACAAAAUGGCCGCGGUGGCCUCCGCCCCAAGCGAUAGCUAGGCCGAGGGCCGCCGGUCACUGUUGGAACUCAUCCCAUAUCCCAGCUGUCAAUCAUCAGACCACCGGACCUGCCAAGCUGUUUGUACGUUUUAUUUGAUUUGUUGACAACAUUUUCAGAUUGCCAACUGGAGUUCUGCCGUUAAUUGGAUUUGUCAUUUUAAAACAAAUGAUUGAGGUAACAAAUGAAACGGCGUCCGAUGUGUGAAGAUGAUGAAAUCAAUAAACACGAUUGCACAUUAAAUAAAGAGUUCUGUGUAACAAGGUUUCAUUUCUCAGCAGGGUUGGAAGUUUAGUGACUGACAAUCAACAGAUACAGUGGUCUGACUUCCAUGAAGACCCCAACAUGGAUUUGACCCUAACAUUUUACCAUUUUACCUAAAAAACUCCUGAGUUACGUUGCUUUCAGUCCCCUCUAAUCAAUUCUUUUGAUCAUUUUCAUCGAUCCUUCCACAUUUUAAAGUGCCU